ACGCGAGAAGACAUCAUGGCGGGAUUCAUGAAAUACAAAAGUGUCUCAACAAUCGAAACUGUCAGAUUGAAACUUAUCCUGACUGCUGUGUUAUUUUUACUUCAUGUUUCUCAAACGUCAGGUGCCAGCCGUCCCAUCAUAGAAAUUAAAGAUGGACAAGAAAUCAAAGUACAAGCUGCGCAACAUUUUUGCUACAAUAACACCAUCAUACCAGGAUGGAGGGAAACAUGGACUAGAAUACAGGUGAGAGUGUGGAGCACUACAAAGCUGAAAGUGACAGUGGUCAAUGAUGAGCAAGACCUAAAGGAGCUCGAGCACUUCAGCAUCUGGAAACUCGUGCAGUAUUUCGUUCGGGAACAGACCAAUGAGACCACCAUAAGUGUCAGUCUAUUUAACAACAAGACCUGCUUCAGAGUGGACCCUUCAGACAGCCGUACUCUCUAUACAGUACAACCCAGCCGACAUUUUGACAUCUACCUGUUUUUGGUUUUUCUGGCUGGAGUGUUGCUGUUCUUUUACGCAGAUGUUCUCAGCAGAAGUCAAGUGUUCCACUACUCCGCUGGCAUGAGCACUGGUAUGAUUGCCUCCCUCCUCAUCCUCAUCUUUAUCGUUUACAGAUUUUUACCCAAGAAAAGCCCAUUCUAUAUGCUGGUGGUUGGUGGCUGGUCGUUUUCGCUCUACAUCAUCCAGCUGGUGUUUAGGAAUCUCCAAGUUAUUCUUACAGAUCACUGGCAUCUGGCUAUCGGUUAUGUCCUUGUGGUCGGGUUCAUCAGUUUUGCAGUGUGUUAUCGAUAUGGCCCUCUGGUGGAGGAACGAAGUAUCAACAUCCUGUCCUGGGCGCUGCAAAUUUUCGGCCUUCUGCUAGUCUAUGCUGGAAUUCAGGUCCAACAAGUGGCUUUUGCCAUCAUGAUAGCUGCUUUCUGCUCUAAAAACCUGGAGUACCCUUUUAACACAGCAUUCAUGCUUUAUCACAAGUUGAAGCCAAAGAAACUGGAGCCACGGCGUCUGCUGACAGAAGAAGAGUUUCAGAGACAGUCAGAGGUGGAGACGCAGAAAGCUCUGGAGGAACUUAGGAAAUACUGCGGUAGUCCUGAUUUUAACACCUGGAAGACAGUCUCUAGGCUUCAGUCGCCUAAGAGGUUUGCAGAUUUCAUUGAGGGUUCUCCACAUCUGCUGUCCAACGAGGUGUCAGUUCACAUGCAGGAGUACGGCCUGGGAGGAUCCUUCUUUGAGGACGAGCUCUUCUCCACUGAUGAGGAAGAUAAGGAGGAGGAGGAGGACGGCUGGGAAACAGAAGAUGAUAUCAAGCCAGAGGUGACAUCUCCACGAAUGAACAACACACGGGGGAAAUAACUGGAGAACAGUGUUGGAAAAUAUUUAAUUAAGCAGAUCUGAGAUCUGAUCAAGCGUAGCAUUUACUGUUCAUUGAUCCAUUCCAAAUGGAUGGUUUAAAAUGAAAAUACCCGGGACAUUUAGUUUUUCAUGACUUAUUAUUAUUUUAUUUCUCUUAAAUGUUUUUUAUUAUUUGACUUGCUGUGUGUGGAGGGAACUGUGAAGGCUGCGUCAUUACAUGGACUGUAUUUUAGGUUAUGUUUUGUUUUUAAGUUCAUAUUAAGGCCCAGGCACAUGUGUAUACCAGUAAAAACAAAAACUGUUGAACAGAAGAGGCACAUACGUUACACAGCUGUUUGUGGUUAUUUACUGGAGUCGUAAGUUUGGUCAAAGGAUUAUUUUCUUAUGAAUAAUAAAAGUGGAAAUUUA
Messenger RNA from Danio aesculapii, 1761 nucleotides. It is a transcript of the gene nemp1, whose product is annotated as nuclear envelope integral membrane protein 1. The transcript has 9 exons. The record is from RefSeq and is a predicted model, not a curated record. NCBI's taxonomy places the organism in Eukaryota, Metazoa, Chordata, Actinopteri, Cypriniformes, Danionidae. Gene Ontology annotation, cellular component: nuclear envelope. Bases 16 to 1353 code for a protein of 445 amino acids.